AUGGCCUCCCACGCAACGGAAGACUUCAGCUCCAAGUACACAAAUGCCAACUUAGCACCGGAUGCAGCCGCUUACAAUUCUACUAUAUUGUGUGGCCUUGUCCGGCAUCUCGAGGAUGUGGAUGGCGGCAGCAUCAGCGCAGCUGCACCUGGUAUCAUUGCUUCGAUGCUCUGUGCCCAGCGCCGCGGUGACGCUGUGCCUAAGUUGUUCCGGGAUCUUGCCAAGGGAAAGACGGUGGAAGACACCAAGGCUUUAUUCGCGUCUUUCAAACUAGCUCUCAACCUGACCUGGGCAUUUUCUGGGUUGCCCCAGUGCAUUCCAGCAUGCUUGGGCUUGGUUGGUGAACUUCGCGAGCUCGGCAUAAGUGGUCCGAGCCAGCUAGACAGGGCCCCUCUUACCGACCCAAGCUGGCUCGAGAAGGGCCAGGAGACCAACAGAGCGAUUUACCGUGCUGUAGGAAAUGCUGAGGUCGGGCAAAUGGUACAUGAGUUUUUCCCCGAGAUAUCAUACGUCGCAAACGUAGCCGUGUUUGGUUUCCUUAUCGGAGGUUCCGAGAUCACGCAGAAUCUUCCCCUCUGUGAGAUCACAGUUGCAGGAGCCAUCGCUGCGUUGGGGGCCACGAGACAGGCCAGAAGUCACCUCAAAGGUUCCAUGGGAUUGGGCAUUUCCGUAACGGCGGUGGAGGCUGUACUGCGGGCCGCGGAAUCCACCGCGGCAUGGAACGGCGGCAAACUUCCCGGGGCCAUCGAUGUGGCGGCUUUGGCGGAAGAGGUUAAAGCUAAUCUGAAGAAGCUGGACGGCGUGUAG
This is a messenger RNA of Diaporthe citri, 807 nucleotides long. RefSeq lists its product as uncharacterized. The record is from RefSeq and is a predicted model, not a curated record. NCBI's taxonomy places the organism in Eukaryota, Fungi, Ascomycota, Sordariomycetes, Diaporthales, Diaporthaceae. The transcript is spliced from 4 exons. Bases 1 to 807 code for a protein of 268 amino acids.